Molecule: messenger RNA, 853 nt
Organism: Crotalus tigris (Tiger rattlesnake)
Lineage: Eukaryota; Metazoa; Chordata; Lepidosauria; Squamata; Viperidae
Product: cystatin-like
Exons: 3
Coding region: 228-656 (142 amino acids)
Molecular function (GO): cysteine-type endopeptidase inhibitor activity
Source: RefSeq, a predicted model, not a curated record
UGGGGGAGGCAGUGAGCACCUGGGCAACGGAGAUGGGUCAGCCAGGGGGCGUGGCUUUUAGAGAAUGGGCGUAGCUUCUGGAGAAUCGGCGUGGCCUCUGCACAGAUAAGCUCCCCUGCCACCUGAGGCUCCUGCAGACCUAAGACAGGGCGUCGAGGUCGGUCUGGGGCAACUGUUGGCGUUGCUCGCUGUACUUCUGAUCCUGCUGUACUUCUCUCGCCAGCCCCAUGGUGCACUCCCAGCUACCUGCCCUGUCUCUUCUCUGCCUCUUCUGCGCACUCCUGUUGCUGCCUCCGGAGCUGACUCUGGGGAUGCCUCAGAAUUUCACCGAGGUGUCUAAAAAAGAUUUGAAGGCUGUCCUGACCUUUGCCGUGCCACAAUACAACCAGGAAAAAAAAGACAAUGCCAACUACUUCAAGCUGAAGGGUUUGGCGGCGCUUAUGAAGGUGUUUACUGGGACCGAAUACAAUAUUAAACUGGUCUUGUUGAAAACAGUAUGUAAAAAGACGGCCGGUAAGAGAAAGACAUUUGACGAGAUCCAGGAAUGUAAGGAACUUCCAAGGUAUCCACAGAAAUUAACGUCCUGCUUUAAAGUCAGACCCAGUCCUGUGCCCAAUGAAAUGAUCUUGAAAACCAGAAAGUGUUUCGUAUCUUGAUCGACGAAGGACCCCUUAUGCGCAGGCGAAGGAUUCUGAGGAUGUCCAGCAGCCGAGCGAGUUCCGGUGUGCAAGCUGUGUUCACAGCAAGCUUUGCUUCUUCUGACACGAAUCGGGAAAGGAAUGGUUUGCUUAAGCCCAAAAUUCACAUUUUCUGAGUUUCUGAAAUUGUUCCUUGACAUACAUGGAGGCUUGUU